AUGUCCGAUCUCGUGUGCGGCGAGGUCGCGUCGCUCGAACCGGUGGAAGGGAAGGAUAAACUGAAGAAGCUCUUCGUGAAAGUUUCCGACGACGCCGACGCCGAGGCGCACGUCAUCGUCACGAACGCCCCGAACGUCGAGGUCGGAAAGCGGUUAGUCGUCGUGCUCGCGGGUGGGACGCUGAGGGACGGGACGGAGGUGAGGAAGACGACGGUCGGGGGGGUCUUGAGCGUCGGGAUGGUGUGCGACUCGACGAUGUGCGGAUGGAGCGGCGGCGGUGCGGGAACGGCGGCGCUGCUACCGUUAGAUUUUCCUCUCGGUGCACCGGCACCGAGCUCACGGUUGCGUCUGGAUGGGAAGAACGACGACGAAGGGACGGACGACGCGGUGAAGAAGGCGCAGGCCAAGGAGGUCGAGAAGGCGGCGAAGAAGGCGGCGCUGGCGGCGAAGCGCGCGGCUCGAGACGCCGCGAGAGCGGCGAAGAAGGCUGGCGGUGAGGACACGGGCGAGAAUGAAGCCGAGGGCGAAGACGCGGGUUGA
Molecule: messenger RNA, 540 nt
Organism: Ostreococcus tauri
Lineage: Eukaryota; Viridiplantae; Chlorophyta; Mamiellophyceae; Mamiellales; Bathycoccaceae
Product: Nucleic acid-binding, OB-fold
Exons: 1
Coding region: 1-540 (179 amino acids)
Molecular function (GO): tRNA binding
Source: RefSeq, a predicted model, not a curated record